AUGCAAUUUGCCGUCUCCUCGAAUCCCUUAGAGCGCGGUAACUUGAAUGUAACAAGAGAUGUUCAAUCUCAAAGGCAGAAAGAUGCCAACGCAGAAUUGGCACAAUGCACCCGCUCUGACAUCCAGUCGCGACUUUCCAAACUCUCAAAGACCACCGGCACCGGUGGCAUAGCAAAGCCGAAAGCAAGACGGAGUGGCCCACUUACGAUUGACAGCCGCCAGCAAAUGAAAAGGUUAAGAGCAAUUGGUGGCUCUUGCUGGAGAUGCAAAGUCUUGAGAAAGCAGGCAGACCAGUUAACCAUCUCACCUGGAAUAUGUAUUCCUGUGACAGAAUUUCUGGCGCAAUUUCAAAGUCCUACUAAAGGUAUGGCCAAAUUUUUUGAAGAAUCGACCUUGGAGAUCUUCGAGGAAAUGGCCACCCUCCAGAUCAGCUUGGAAGAUCGACACAGAGAUACUGAUGUAGAGAUGAGUGGAAAUGACCUGAUCGUUGCAGCAUUACGAGCCUUCGUACUAACAUAUGAGUUGUCAAUAAUGGACAUAAAAAUGCCAUAUCGCUGUGAAGGUGAGGAGGUAGAAUUGGAAACAUCUAGAUACGACCUGCAAAUGACUGUCAAGAAGCGAAUGAUCACGCCAGCAGCAGUGGAUGAAGAAUCAGAGACUCGACCUGGUAACAAGCUUGAGAGGACAUUGCAAUCACUUCUACGAUUAACGCAGCAGACCUUGUUCCGUCGAAGACCUCGUGACCAGCCAAUGUUAUUGUGUACACUCUGCGUGCUCACAAUGAUCGUCAGGAAUUUUACAGUAGUCACAUUCACCUCUCAUGCAAUCGAUCAGACUGCCAACGUGCUGGAAGGAGCUGUUUCAUCUCUGUGCCGACUGUACGAGAUAUGCGCGAAGGGUGUGCAUCCACUUUCCAACGAUUGGAAGAUAGAUCAUUUCGCUGCGAGCGUCGGUAACGAUGCUGCAUUGGUUCGCUGCUUCAAAAAGCUCAAUGAAAUAUGGAUCACAUGUGGGUAG
Bacidia gigantensis is the source of this 1017-nucleotide messenger RNA. RefSeq lists its product as uncharacterized. Lineage: Eukaryota; Fungi; Ascomycota; Lecanoromycetes; Lecanorales; Ramalinaceae. Bases 1 to 1017 code for a protein of 338 amino acids. The record is from RefSeq and is a predicted model, not a curated record. The transcript has 2 exons.